AUAGACUUUGCGGGGUAACGGAAUGUGCGAAAAUUCAUUCGUCAGCAGAAUUAACUUUUUUUUUUCCCUUUCACUAUUAAAAUCUCACAGCUUAUCUUGUGUUUUGUUUUUCGUAUUUUUUUUAUCUUUCUAUAUCAAAGUAUGCCAGUAGAAGGAUUCAAAGUUGAUGUAGACAAGGCUGUUGGCCAUAAGUUUGAAAGCGAAAAGGUUGUCUGUAACCGUCGUGAUUUUUUAUUGUAUGCACUCGGUGUGGGUGUUAAAGAAGACGAAUUAAAGUACUUAUAUGAACUGGACAAGGACUUUGCUCCUCUUCCUACUUAUCCUCUUGUUCUCUUGCUCAAGGGUGAUGAUUAUAAUGUUAACUUGUUUAAGGAACGCGCUCAGGGCAAAGGUACUCUUCCUGGUAUGCCUCAUUAUGACCCUAAUAAGAUUGUGCAUGGUGAACAGUCUUUGGAGGUCUUUAAGCCCUUUCCCGUCGAUGGUGGUAAUUUUAGUGCUCAAAAGACUUGUACCGGUAUUUAUGACAAAGGUUCUGGUAUGGUGAUUGAGACCACAAUUGAUCUCUAUGAUGAACAAGAAAAGGUGCAUUACUGCCGUAUGGUCUCUAAGUCUUUUGUUCGUGGCUAUGGUGGAUGGAAUGGUCCCAAAGGACCUAAAGGUGUUUCCUACAACCCCCCUAAACGUAAUCCAGAUGCUGUAGAAGUGUUUCCUACCACUGUCAAUCAAGCACAAAUCUAUCGUCUUUCAGGUGAUUACAAUCCUCUUCAUAUUGAUACUGCUUUAGCACCUACCAUUGGUUUCCCUAAGCCUAUUCUUCAUGGUCUUUGUACUUAUGGUGCUUGUGGCCAUGCUAUCAUCAAAGCGUUGGCUGAUAAUGAACCUACCCGCUUCAAGUCUAUUGAAGGCAGAUUUGCUUCUCCUGUAUUCCCUGGCGAAACCAUUGAAAUUUACAUGUGGAAAGUAGACAGCAAAGAUCCCAAGACACAAGGGGUUGUUUUUGUUGCUAAAGUGAAGGAAAGAGACGUUGUAGUAGUUAACAAUGGUUACGCUACACUUUACAAAAAGGGUCAUGAAUCCAAGCUUUAAGUUUAUUUAAAUAAAUU
Gilbertella persicaria is the source of this 1103-nucleotide messenger RNA. RefSeq names its product HotDog domain-containing protein. The coding region runs from base 142 to 1086 and encodes 314 amino acids. The transcript has 4 exons. Gene Ontology annotation, cellular component: peroxisome. The record is from RefSeq and is a predicted model, not a curated record. NCBI's taxonomy places the organism in Eukaryota, Fungi, Mucoromycota, Mucoromycetes, Mucorales, Choanephoraceae.